AUGAGAGCGGGUCUGGGGCUCGAGUGGGGGGCAGCCAGCCCCGAAGUUUGCCUUCCAGCUACCCCGACAUUUAAGAAACAAAGUUAUCCGAGAGCGGCUAUCGGGCCGGAGGUGCUGGGCUGUGCUGGGAGCAGGCUGAGCGCCAGCCGGUCUAGACGGAGCUCCGCACAAGAAGAAGUCACGGAUGCGGCGCGAUGCCGCCGAGCAAGGAGACGAGGUGUUCUAACCAGAUGGCCCAGCACCCUGCCCUUCGCCGGGGGUCCCGCCCACUAGACAAUGGCCGCCAUCAUGCGCCUCACCAUCAGCUACCUGCGGAGCACAAACUUAUCACCUCGGGGAGAGGAGUGGCGUGGGCAGCCAGAGCAGGUGGAAACGCCUGUUGCGCUAAGGGCCCGGGACGGUUUUCUCAUGGUGGCUGACAGAGGGGCGCCCCACAUGCGCUUUACCUGUCGGAGAAUGUGAGUAAGGAAAAAAAAAAAGCACCUGGGGCUGACCCAGCUGGAGCUGAUUGGACACAGCAUCUUCGAUUUCAUCCACCCCUGUACGGAGGAGGCUGCAGGACGUGCUGAGCCCCGGCAGGGCUUCUCUAAGAAGAAGGAGGUGAAGACCGAGCGCAGCUUCUCUUUGCGCAUGAAGAGCACCCUGACCAGCAGGGGGCGCACCGUCAACCUCAAGUCAGCCACCUGGAAGGUGCUGCACUGUGCGGGUCACAUGCGGUCCUACACGCCGGCGCGGGAGGGCCCGGAGGAGGCGGAGGGGGGGUAUGCGGAGCCCCCACUGCGCUGCCUGGUGCUGAUCUGCGAGGCCAUCCCCCACCCCGCCAACAUCGAGACCCCCCUGGACAGCAGCACCUUCCUCAGCCAGCACAGCAUGGACAUGAAAUUCACCUACUGUGAUGAGAGGAUCGCGGAGGUGGCGGGGUACACGUCAGACGAGCUGCUGGGCUGCUCCAUCUACGAGUACAUCCACGCCCUGGACUCCGACGCCGUCAGCAAGAGCAUCCACACCCUGCUGAGCAAAGGGCAGGCAGUGACAGGCCAGUACCGUUUCCUGGCCAAGAGCGGGGGCUACCUGUGGGCCCAGACCCAGGCCACCGUUAUCUCCAACAGCAAGAACUCCCAGCCCGAGAGUGUUGUCUGCGUCCACUUCGUCCUCAGCCAGGUGGAGGAGACAGGCGUGGUUCUGUCGCUGGAGCAGACCGAACGCCAGGGUGAGGGGCGGCGCCUGCCACCGGAACCUAACCCUGCCCGCCAGGCCAACGGGAGCCCUGAGGAAGUGGAGCCAGACACCGGGGAGACCAUCCUCAACCUCAGCUUCGAGCGGCACGGCCCACGGCUCCUGGCCUUCCUGCGCCCGGCCCACGUGAGCGAGGCGGAGCUGCAGCGCGACCCGCGCCAGUUCUGCAGCCCCGACCUGCAGCGGCUGCUGGGACCCAUCUUCGACCCACCCGGAGCCCGCGCCAACAGGGAGGGGGCCCCGCGGGCACGGUCCUCCCCUCGCCCCCGCAAGGCCGACGGGCCACCCCAGGACUCUGCCAAGAGUACUGCCCCGGCCGAGCUGCUCUUUGACAUGGAGAACGUGCAGAAGCUCUUCGCCUCCACCCAGGAGACUGUGGAGAGGGCGCUGCAGGAUUACGAAGCACUCGACCUGGAGAUGCUGGCUCCGUACAUCUCGAUGGACGACGAUUUCCAGCUCAGUAGCACCGACCAGCCCCCCUGGCUGGCCGAGAAGCGAGGUGAUCCUGCCGUGGCCGGGGGAACAGGCCCCCCGCCGCCAUCUGCCUCGCCCCCACCACGUCCUCGCUCCAGCAGCUUCCAUGGGGUGUCUGCUCGCGAACCCGGCCUACCCGGCCUUCCCCGCUGGGGCAGCGAGACCAGCCUGAGCCAGCCCCGGUCCCUCCAGCCCCCAGAGGAGGAGCCCAUGGAGCUGGAAGGGCCUGGGUCACCACCAACAGCACCCUCAGGAGACAACCGCAGGGUUCACCCUGCCUCACACCUGGGGGCUAGGAAGAGGGUCUUGGAGCUGAACCUGGAGGAGGAAGGAGCCGACUUCCUGGAGGCAGUGCCUCUGAAGCGCGCCCACGGCUCCGAACCCGAUGGCUUCCUGCUGCCCUCCCUCAACCUGGGUUUCCUGCUGAGUGUGGAGGAGGGGCUGGACGCCGGGGUUCCCCGGGGCAGCAUGGUGCUAGGUCGGAAGCUGCUGGCCCUAGAGGAACCAAUGGCCCUGCUGGGUGACAUGCUGCCCUUCGUGGUGGAUGGUCCAGCGCUCUCCCAGCUGGCCCUAUACGACGGUGAGGAUGAAGCCUUGGAGCAGAGCGGCGGGCACUUCCAGCCGGGUGAGGAGCUCCUGGGGGAGCUGGACCAGGCCACCUGAUGGGUCGGACUCCCGCCCGAUGCUCCCACUCCGCAGAUGGGACAAACGGAACCAAACCUGACCCCAGUCCGUUCCAGGGGGAGGCACCUGCCUCUUCCUGCCAUCCCCCCCACCAGCAACACUCACGUGCUCGCCUUCCCCUACGGGGCCCAGAGAAUGCUACCUACCUCAGCCCUGCCCCCCCCCCCCCCCCCCUACUGGGCUUUCUGUCCCUUGCGCCCCCCCCCCCCAAAAUACUGGGGUGUGUCAGGGAGGGGAGUUCACCAGCCCUGCCCUGGGGUGUGAGGAGGGGCGAAUCUCCCUUUAAUGCUGGCCGCCCCUUAAUGAUGCUGGGGGAAAUCUGCCCCCCUAGGGGUUACAGUUGCAAUAGAAGCCAACCAAAUGGGGGAGGGGGCAGUCCCCCCCCUUCCUUUCCCCUGUACUCUGGAGCCAUGUCUGGAUCAGAGAGCCGGGCUGUCAUGCUGGCUGGAUCUUGGCCCCAGCUGGGGCAGACCUUAAUAGCCGGGAGACGUUGACGGGACUGGUGAUGGGGUACGGACAGUCCCUCUCAUCCUUCCUGCUCAGGGAAGGGUGCAGGGUGGGGUCCCUUCCCCCAGUGCAGUCGGGGAGAGUCGAGAUUUGCUCUCCCUAUGUUCUGCUCACCUCACCAGAGCCCCCCAUCUUUCCCUGCCCUAUCUGGGACCACCCUGGGGGGUUGGGGCUGCUCAUACUCCCCAUCCCCAGUCCUUACUCAGAAUCCUCCUGGUGCCUCUUGCCACAUUUACCUCAGCAACGCCGUCUUCUCUUGCCCCCCCCAUGGGGGGAGGAGCACAAUGGGGGGCCCAAGGGAUGACACCCCAUCAAUCGCCAAGUGGCAGCUGUUUUUCCCCCGGCAGAAUUUGGCCCUAGGACCCCAAAUCUCUCCAUUUUUUUUUUUUUUAGUGGCCAAAAC
This is a messenger RNA of Chelonoidis abingdonii (Abingdon island giant tortoise), 3304 nucleotides long. RefSeq names its product hypoxia inducible factor 3 subunit alpha (gene HIF3A). The record is from RefSeq and is a predicted model, not a curated record. Gene Ontology annotation, molecular function: RNA polymerase II transcription regulatory region sequence-specific DNA binding; DNA-binding transcription factor activity, RNA polymerase II-specific. Gene Ontology annotation, biological process: cellular response to hypoxia; regulation of transcription by RNA polymerase II. Lineage: Eukaryota; Metazoa; Chordata; Testudines; Testudinidae.